UCAAACUCUGAACUCCAUGUGCAAAAUUCUGCACUGCUGCAUUUUUAUUGGAGCAGUUAUUUACUUUUUAAUUGUUUAAACUAAGUUGCAAUUAACAAAAUGAAUAUUUGGAGCAGCAGUGUUACGAGUAAGAGAAAGGGGGUUGAUGAGGGGCGUGGUAAGGCAACAACAGUUCCAGUGGAGGAAUCUGCCAUCGCUGACGAUGAAGUAGGCGACGGAAAAUCAAACAUUACUUUUGAAACUUUAGGCCUUAGCCAACUAAUUUUGGAACGAAUUAAGAAUCAAAUUGGACUGGUGAAACCUACAAAAGUUCAAUCAGCCUGCAUCCCUGCCCUGCUGAAGAAUCAGAGUUGUAUCGCCCAAGCCCCCACAGGAACCGGAAAGACGUUAGCCUUUGGGAUUCCCAUGAUUCAGAAAUGGGGGCGAGAUCCGUACGGAGUUUUUGGACUUAUUGUCACCCCCACGAGAGAAUUGGCGUUGCAGAUUAAGGAUCAGAUUUUAUUUAUGGGAGGAGAAAGGGCUAAAGUUUGUCUGGUGAUUGGGGGUGUGGACUUUCAGGAACAAGCGAUAGAGCUAUUUAGCAAGCCGAGUUUUGUAGUGGCGACUCCUGGAAGGUUGCUGGAUCAUCUCCAAAGUGCGGAGUCUACGUUUCGAAAUACUUUUAAGAACUGCAAGUACCUCGUUUAUGACGAAGCCGACAAAUUACUAGAUGGCCAGUUUGACGAAAAUUUGACCGCGAUUAGUUCUGCGUUGCCAAAGAAGAAACAAGUCAUGUUGUUCAGUGCGACUAUGCUGUCGCAUGAGAAGAUGGUCCCUGUAGUAAAGGAGUUGUCACAAUCGACGGAAAUGCCCUUCAUUUACGACUAUCAAGAAGAGGAUGAAGAUAAGAGUAAGGAAGACAACAAGACGCCUGAAGAUGGAGGUCUUGAAACUCCAGCUAAAUCCUCUGAACCACUACUUUCCAAAAUUCCCCUUACCCAGAAAUACAUCCUGUGUCCGAGAGAUUUUAAAGAUGGUUAUUUAAUGGAGUUGUUGCGUUCGAUUAGAGAUAAAGAGAUAAAAUUACCUGUUCAAGUGCGGUCCAUGAUUAUUUUUGCGGCAACAAUUCGAGAAACUCAAGUAUUAUCCUUGCUACUGUCAAAUUUGGGAUUUACCAAUACCACAUUACACUCACAUCUCGAUCAAAAAGCUAGGGCUAAAGCGUUAUCAGAUUUCAGAUCAUCUACGGUAAAUACAUUGGUUGCGACGGAUGUGGUUAGCAGAGGCCUCGAUAUUAGAACAGUGGACCUCGUCAUAAACUACUCCAUUCCAAUGCCUCCAGAUUACGUUCAUCGAGUUGGUCGAACAGGUCGUGCCGGUCAACCAGGGCUAACCAUAAUGUUUGUCAUACCCACGCGCGACAUUCCUUUUUUGACCAAUGUGGAAAAUUAUAUUGGGGAGAAAUUAACCGAGAUGAAAAUUGACGAAAAGAAAGUUCUAAAAAUACUGACGGACGUACAAGCAAAUAGGAAAAUUGCAGAUUUAACAGUGACAGAAAAUGAUCCCUUUGAAGAACGAGCUAAAACCAACAAAUUAAAGAAGGAAAUAGAAGCCGCACUAGAUGGGAAACCAAUUAUUAGCAAGAAAAAGAAAAAGCGACAAUUAUUGACAACUCCCACUCCUCCCCAUAAUCAGAGUAAAUUACAAAAAUUACAAAAUACUGAGAAAUAAUACAUACGUAAAGUACCUGCCAAUAAACUAUUUUAUUAUGACUCUUA
Molecule: messenger RNA, 1757 nt
Organism: Folsomia candida
Lineage: Eukaryota; Metazoa; Arthropoda; Collembola; Entomobryomorpha; Isotomidae
Product: ATP-dependent RNA helicase DBP8
Exons: 7
Coding region: 100-1710 (536 amino acids)
Molecular function (GO): ATP binding; nucleic acid binding; RNA helicase activity
Source: RefSeq, a predicted model, not a curated record